UCAAAUGUAAUGCAACAAGUAGUGAAGGUUUCGCCACUGCGAGUCAUGAAUUGAAAGCGACAAACUGCUAUAAAGUAAAAAUUCAAUUCAAUAUACCUUUACUUUAUACAGUAUAAUGUUUCUCUCCGGUAAAUAGACCAUAUUAAACUUUAUGACUGAGGCCACCAGCACAUUUUUUUUUUUUUAUAAGUGUUACUUUAACUUCCGAACAGAUAUUUCAACGCGUAUUGUGUUACACGUUUCAGCAUGCAUACAUAGAUCCAUUUUAAUAAGCAAUACAUUCGAACCUUUUAUACGGGUUAGAAUCAUUUGCAUUCAUACUUGACCCCUUGUCUCUGCAUUACAAGUAAUCAAGCUCACCCUAAGAACUGUAAUGCUCAAACGGCAAUGCUUUAGGAGUAAACUGUAAACACAUAUUUUUAAUGUGGAAAACUGUUAAUGGAUUUAAAGGCGUUGGUCAUGGAAUCAGACACCAGCAAAUUCACUGUGAUCCCUGCUCAUAAAUACCGUCGCAGCAGCCGAUCCCAGCAUCAGCCCAGCUCCAGCAUGGCUGCCACGGUGGAUCAGUCACAUUCUGCACGGGGGCAUUUCGAAAGAAUACCCAUAGAAGUGUUUCACAUGAUACUGGAGUACUUACCAGUGAAGGAAAUCAGUGCUUUAAGCAUGGUGUCGAAAGCCAUAAGCAGCUGCAUUGCCGGGAGCAUUUCCACACUGGCAUGGAGAAACAGAAUGAUGUUACAGGAAUUCCACAAGUCUGGGCAGCACAAUAAGGAUUCCAGUAUUCUGGAACACUACAGGGCACUGGGUUUGUUGUUCAAGAGAUGUACCUUCUUACUGCCAACAAAGGAAAGAUUAAAGGUUAUUUAUAGCAAGCUUUCUCAGAUUCCCUGUUUUACAAUGGGACGGUGUACUGCAAUGCCAAGAUGUUUGGGGUUUGCAAGUUAUGGGGUGUUUUUACAGACAUUGAUAGCUGGCUGGGAUGAACUUGAGUGCCAUCGCGUCUUCAACUUUCUUUGUGAUUUCACAAAUCUGUCUCGCAAGAUUCACACUGUCGUUACGAGCAAGUCAGGUGUAUCCCCAAGGAUGGAAAUACAGAUCCGUCUGUUCUGCCGAAAUGUCUUACUUGAUCACUGGCAGAGCAGCAGGGACACACUCUUCUGGUUGACCAGGAUCCUGAAACCCUGGCCGAUGGUGAACCAGGCUCGGCUGAUCUACAUUAUCUAUGGGCCGCUCACUUUAGAUGGCAGGAUUGGGUGGCAGAUGCUGACUGAAGGAGCGGCUGAGGAGAACAAUGUGAAGGACAUGGCAGAUGCAAUCAGACUGCUGCAUGGUGACCAGGAGACAAAGGAGUGGACAACUGACAGUGUCAUCAGUCUCAUAGAUGAAUUAUCAGCUGUCCCUAGUGAGUGGCACCUGGAGAACAGCACGCGGCUGCUGAUUCUCUGUGGAAACAGAAUCUGCUACACCUCCAUGGCCAGUAAAGCAGUGAACGGGCGGGUUAACGAGCUCGCCAGGAUGGUUGUUUUCCUGGCCCUGGUGUGUGAAAAGGAUAGCUAUUGCAUGGACUGGGCAGUGAAAAUGAUGCAGAAAAUCUGCAAGGUGUUCAGCAACGCAGAAGAGAAGUGGAAUUUCCUUCAGACAGUGGAGAAUGUUUUUUGUCAGGUUACCCUGGAGUUGUAUGAAUCUGUGAUGGCAGGUGAUCGAAACGAAGACACUGACACCUUUCAAAACCUGUGUAAUGUUUUGAAUGCAAAUGCUCAUUUUCAUACAGAAAUCUUGUACACGUUUAUCAAAAAGGAAUGAAAGAGUCUAUGGUACAUGUGGUAACAAUAUUUAACUAUAGUUGUAAAUAACAGGAAAUACUAUGUGUUUGAAAAGAAGAGUAGCUGUAAUGCAUUAAGCUGUUGUUUGUUGCAAAAGCCCCGUAUUUUGCAAUGUCUUAUGUGUUAAUUGUACUAUUUGAAUAUUAUUAAUGUAUGUAUAUUAAAAAAGAAUAAUAACAACUUUCAUGAUCACUAAUGCGUGUUGGAUAAUAUAAUAACACAUUUUAAUGCAUAAGAACUUGAAAGUGUACUAGUAUUAGAGCAUGACUGAAUAUAUGGUGCUUGGGAAACAUUUAAUGAUUACAUGGUUAAGAUUACAGUAUUUAAUGUAAUGUUGCUGAGCCUGAAAUUGAGACAAAUUUAAUAUAAUUUUUUAUUUAUUUUUAUUACUUUUCUUUAUUUUUAUUACUUUCUCUGGUGCAAAAGAUCAGUAAACUUCUGUCCUGUUCUGUCUGUAUCCUAAAUUAGUGAAAUGUUGUUUUUAUUUGCCUUAACAAAAAUCUUCAGGAUUUUGAUCAUAUUUGCUGGAAUACUGUCUGGAUGUUUUAUUGUAUGUAUGCAUCUGUAUAUAUUUGUUUAUUUAUUUAUUUAUUUAUUGAUUGAUUGGGUGCAAAUCUGUUUUGGGAAAUAAUUCCAAAUACAAAAAUAAACUCAAAAGCACUUUGAAAGAAUAUGCUGUACUAUAGGUAUAUAUUUAAAAAAACAAAACUUUUAACUUCAGUUCUAAAUGAGUUCAUGUCUUGUUCAACUUGCUGUUUGUGCACAAAAUGUAAAAAAUAUGAGCACCAUGAAUACAGUGUAUGUUAUGUUAUGUGGUUUCAAAUUAAAAAACAACAAAAACCAGGAGGUACAGUACAACAAAUAAGUGCCCGUGUAGGUAUUUUAGGGCAGUCUUAAAUUGUCUGCAUAUUCAACAUAUAUGCAGUAUAAGUCAGGAUAUGCAACAAGUUUUGAGUGUUCUGUCACCCAGUAAGCAAAUUACGUAGCGUUGCUAAUUAGAUGCAGAGAUGGAUCUAUGGGAAGUAAUUAUUUGAAUUGGGACUCAUGUUCUGGAUCAGCCAGAGGUGUGUCAGCAGCUCUCUUUUAUCACAAGAUACUCGGCAGAGACCCGCCCACUGGUUGGUCAGGGAUCCACAGCCCUCCAAUCCACUUCCAUAGUUUCAAAUAGCUGCAUAAUAUCAAAUGGAACUAUAUAACAACAAAAAAUGAAAAAAUAAAAGAUCUCCAAAACAAAAAAUAGAAUGCAGACUAGUCAAUGCAAUUUUAAUAAAAGGUCUUUUUCUUUUUUUUUUUUUUUUAAAAAGCUUAUGUUUGUAUACAUUGUUAUAUAACAUGUUUUACUUCACAUUACCCAUCCUUACUUGUUUGAUUUGCUUGUACAUGUUAAGUUAUACCACUAAAUUUUUUAAAAGUUCAUAGCUGUAUAAAGCAUGUAAAACACAGCAUUAGAGUGCCAUCUAAUGGGCAAAGUAUUCACUGUUUUUUCAGACAAAAGCACCUGGCACCCUACACCUGAUGUAAGAUAAUUAAUCUUGAAAUCAGGACUUAAGGGAUGUGUUGCAAUAAGAAUACCUUUGUUAAGAAAGGGAAACAAGACUAAGAACAAGACAAGGCUAAAACAUGCACAAGAACAAAGACAUUGUACUAUGGAACAAUGGUCAAAGGUGCUUUAGACUGUUGAUGAAUAGAUAAACACACCUGUUAUCAAACACAGUUCUGUUGUCAAUUCAAUGCUUGUUCUAUUCCUUAAGGAUAUUAUCUUCAAGUAUUGCUCAUCC
Messenger RNA from Polyodon spathula (Mississippi paddlefish), 3601 nucleotides. Its product is annotated as F-box only protein 47-like. The transcript has 10 exons. The record is from RefSeq and is a predicted model, not a curated record. Bases 439 to 1803 code for a protein of 454 amino acids. Gene Ontology annotation, molecular function: protein binding. Lineage: Eukaryota; Metazoa; Chordata; Actinopteri; Acipenseriformes; Polyodontidae.